This is a messenger RNA of Caenorhabditis angaria, 1781 nucleotides long. Lineage: Eukaryota; Metazoa; Nematoda; Chromadorea; Rhabditida; Rhabditidae. The record is from the annotation of a GenBank genome assembly.
AUGGCGCCAACAACGAAACCCGUUCAAUUGAAGAAAACGAGAAAUCGGCGGUCAAAUAGGAAGCAGAAGAAGGUUGGUUUUUCAUCAAUUUUUCAAAGUUAUUUUCGAAGUUUUUAUAGAACCAUGGUCAAAAUGUGGAGAUGAAUGUGCCAAAAAUUAUUGGGCAGGGAAAAUCGAAAUCGAAGGCAAAUAAUGAGAAAAGGAAAAACGAGAAGAUUGUUGGAAUUGAGAAGACAAAGAUAAAAAAAAAGAAAAAUAAGAAAGUUGUUGGAAUUGUAGAGCAGAAGAAUAAGAGCGAGAAGACGAUUGCGAAAAAGACAAAUGAGAAGGUUGUAGGAACUGUAGAGAAGAAGAAUAAGAGGAAGAAGAAGAAGAUCGAAAAGAAGACAAAUCAGAAGGUUGUAGGAAUAGAAGAGCAGAAAAAGAAGAUCGAAAAGAAGAAAAAUAAGACGGUUGUUGGAAUAAAAGAGAAGAAAAAGAUCCAUGAAGAAAUUGGGACAUCGAACGAGAAAACAAUGAAAAAUAUGACGAAAUAUAAAAUCUUCAAGACAAAUAAAAGAGUAUUUAUAAAUCAAAGAGGAACGAUUUGGGAUAUAGUGAGUUAAAUUCUUAUCAAAACUCAAAAUUCAAACAUUUUAAUUACAGAUCGGUUUGCCAACUGAAGCUUUAAUUCAGGAAAUUGUUGGAGAGGAUUUGUUGGAAGAUCUUCGAAAAUCUGAAAAAGGAUAUGAACGUUUGGCGCAGUUUGUCUACGAAUUCAAAUCCAUAUUCUGGAAUUUCCGAGGAGACUUAGAAGAUUUCAAAAGUGUACUAGCAGCUGUCGGUCACAUGUUGAAACUUGGAGAAUGUUUAGGAUUCGAUGCGGCUAUCUUUGAAGAAUUCUUCACGUGUCCCACGAAACAAUUUUUGCCAGUAAUUGGAAUCUCGAGAACAACACACAGUUUCAAUUUACACACAUUCUUUCACAAAUUGCUGGAGGGAAUACCAGAAAAAUGGAGAAAAUUUGGCGAAAAUAUCGAUAGAAACACUUUUCGUCUAUUGAUGUUGGCUCUUUUCAAUAUUCUUGUUGAAUCUGUCAUUGGAAUUAUCAAGUAAGUUUUUCACACAAAAAACAAAUGUUUCUGAGGUUUUUUUUCAGCACAAUUAUGAAAUUCGAAUCGCAUUCCAAACUUUUCACAGGAUGCUCUUUGGUUUUUCACGGACCAAACAAAACAGUUAGUUUCUUUUUUUUUCAUGUGACAGUUUGACAAAAUUUCUCUGAUUUUUCAGAAGUCACAGUCGAAGAUUCAAGCUCCCAAACGAACUCACCCAAUGCCACCAAUUCCCAUUGAAACAAUUUCGGUUGCUGUGAGUUUUUUUUUCGAAUUUUCUGGCCAACAAUCAAAAAAUUGCAGGUUACAUCACAAGAUCUUCCACAAAUUCAACAUCAAAAUGAUUAUACACCACAAGAAGAACUCCAAGCUUAUCGGGGAAUUUGGACUUCGGAUUUUGGAGGACCUUGGGGAUCAAAUGUUGGAUUUGAGGAGGAUGAAGAAGAGAAAUUUGAGAAAAAGUCUGUGUUGAAAAAUGAAUUCUCCACGAAAAAUCCAGAACUCUUGGCGCAACCGGUGUUGACAGAGAAAAAUGUGAGUUAUUAUUUUAAUAAUUCUCAAUUUUCAAUGAAAUCCCUUGUUUUUCAGUAUAAUUCUGUCGAAAACAAUUCAAAUCUUCGGCCAAAUUCCGAAUCGAUCGAUAUCAAGAGGGAGAUGUGUGCACUGAACAGUUUUUUUUCAAAAUUUUAA